AUGGAUCCUUCCAACGUUCAUAUCAGUCAACUUCAAACCGAGUGUGUGAGACUCAAUGAGGAAAAAGAAGCAUUGAAGAAGCAACAUGCUGCCACCGAGACUGCAAAACUGGGACUUGAGAUCCAAAAUGCUGCAUUGAUUGGAAAACUCGAGAAGAUAAAUUUGGCUGUGCAAAAACUUGUGGAGGAGAGGGAUGGCUAUAGAAGGCACAUUCGAGUCAUCUAUGAGGCUGAUGAGAAAAGUAGGAGGCAUCAUGAGAGGGAGCUCAACGACAAGGAUCAGAUAAUUCAAUCGCUUAGGACCCAAUUGGCGGAUAGUAAAAAGGAGAGCGCGAAGAAGGAGGAGGAGCUUCAGGAGCUUCAUGCUCUGGAGAGCAGCGACAAGAGCCAGCUGAUCUACAAUCUAAACCGCCGCGUUUGUCUAGAAGAGCAACAAUACACCGAGAAGAUCACGGUGCUUCAGAAGGAACAUGUCAAGCAGAUUGAAGGCAUGAACCUGGAACUUCAAAUGCUUAAAACCCAACAGGAGCAGCAUGCCAAGGAGCUCAGUGACAAGGACCUGAUCAUCCAAGACCUAGCGACCCGCAUAUCUGGUGCUGAGCAACAAACUGUUGAUAAGAAUAUGGAGCUCACAAAUGAGCUGAAGAAGAAGAAUGCAGUCGUCAACAUUGAGCUCGGCAAGCUCUAUAUGGAUCUUCAGGAGGCUAAGAAGUCACAGGAGGCUCUGAAGGCUCGAUUGGAUGCUAAGAACAAAGGAAUCGAGUAUCUCACGAAGCAACAUGAGGAGAAGCUGGCCGCAAAGGAUUCAGAAAUCCAAAUAUUGACAAAAAUGGUUCAGGACCUUCAAGGUUCGAAGCUUACAAAUCCAAAAGGAAUGAAUCCAAAUUCUGAGUCUGGGAACUCUGAUGAUGAUUGGAUUUUCCGCAAACAUUUCGGCAGAGCGGACUAUCAUAAACUUUUGGGAAUGUCCCCGUAA
Messenger RNA from Caenorhabditis remanei, 975 nucleotides. RefSeq lists its product as uncharacterized. The transcript has a single exon. The record is from RefSeq and is a predicted model, not a curated record. NCBI's taxonomy places the organism in Eukaryota, Metazoa, Nematoda, Chromadorea, Rhabditida, Rhabditidae. The coding region runs from base 1 to 975 and encodes 324 amino acids.